This is a messenger RNA of Arabidopsis thaliana (thale cress), 1605 nucleotides long. It is a transcript of the gene NPSN12, whose product is annotated as Putative plant snare 12. The transcript has 9 exons. Gene Ontology annotation, cellular component: cytoplasm; SNARE complex; membrane. The record is from RefSeq and is marked reviewed. Lineage: Eukaryota; Viridiplantae; Streptophyta; Magnoliopsida; Brassicales; Brassicaceae. Gene Ontology annotation, molecular function: SNAP receptor activity. Bases 745 to 1389 code for a protein of 214 amino acids.
AUUUUCAGUUUUUUUCUUCAAACGGCUAUAUAUGAUCUAAAACAUGGUGGAGCUUCGCUGUCAAAUCUCUCUGUUUUUUUUAAUAAUCAAACUAAUAUUAUACUUUUUCAAAUAAGCAAAUAAUUACGAGAUUAGCCUCGCACUGAACUUCAAUUCUCUCUUUCCUUUUUUCCGUUCGAUGAGAGCUUAAGCUCUGCCGCGUUUUCGUUCUCCGAUCUUUUUCCAUUUUUAUCAGUUUCUUCUCUUCCAAAUUAGGGUUUUUCUUUUCAGUCUUUGGGAAUGAUUUUGAUGCGGUGAAAAAGUUUUUUUUUUUUGAGGGGGAAGGAUUUCUGGGUUUGCUCUUAGGGUUUUGUCUUUUCAAUCGCCGGAGCCUGAAAUAAUCCGGCAGAUAUGGCGUCUGAAUUGCCGAUGAGCCCUCAUUUGGAGCAGAUUCACGGAGAAAUCCGUGACCAUUUCCGAGCCCUCGCGUAUGCUUUCUCUUAACUAUCUCUUCAAUUUUUCAUUCGAGUGUACGUUAUCGACAAGACUAUAGAUUUUUUGGGAACUAGAUUUGUUAGGAGAUUGAAUUUGAGUUUCACAGACGAGAAAAUAAGAGUUGGGAUAGUGAAUCUGAGGCACAAGUCUUAUGAUUUUUUUCUUUAAAAGUGAGAUUCAACAUUGAUAUGCAGGAAUGGCUUCCAGAGGUUGGAUAAGAUCAAGGAUUCUAGUAGACAAAGCAAGCAACUCGAAGAACUUGCUGAGAAGAUGAGAGACUGUAAAAGGUUGGUUAAGGAGUUUGAUCGUGAACUCAAAGAUGGGGAAGCUCGAAAUUCUCCUCAAGUAAAUAAGCAAUUGAAUGAUGAGAAACAAUCUAUGAUUAAGGAACUCAACUCUUAUGUUGCACUAAGAAAAACGUACUUGAAUACACUCGGCAACAAGAAAGUUGAACUUUUUGAUACUGGAGCUGGAGUCAGCGGUGAACCCACAGCUGAAGAAAACGUCCAAAUGGCUUCAACAAUGUCAAACCAAGAGCUUGUCGAUGCUGGAAUGAAAAGGAUGGACGAGACUGACCAGGCUAUUGAACGUUCUAAACAGGUUGUGCAUCAGACACUCGAAGUUGGCACUCAAACUGCAUCUAACUUAAAGGGACAGACGGAUCAAAUGGGCCGCGUUGUAAACGACCUAGACACAAUUCAGUUCUCUCUUAAGAAAGCUUCGCAGCUGGUGAAAGAGAUAGGAAGACAGGUAGCUACAGAUAAAUGCAUAAUGGCGUUCCUGUUUCUGAUUGUCUGUGGUGUUAUAGCUAUAAUCAUUGUGAAGAUCGUGAACCCAAACAACAAAGACAUCAGAGACAUCCCUGGACUAGCUCCUCCAGCGCAAUCGAGAAAGCUCUUGUACUUCAGAGAAUAGCCUUUUGGCAGGGCCGAGAGGGAAGGUUUGGUGCAUAUUACACUUGCUGUUGCGUGUGUGUUCAUUCUUUCAUGAAAGAGGGCUUGUUUAUGUCAUUUAAAUUUGAGCUUUCAUUAGAGUUUUGUAUCAUAUAUCAUCAUUCUUUAACUUAUGACCACAUGUUGUAUAAUUUUAUACCAAGUUCAAUAUAUUUUAUAAGAUCCGUUUUAUUGUCCA